UCAAUCCAAUAAAAACACACGGAUACGGCAAAAGAAUUUUUUCGGCCUAAGGGUUUUUGAAUUAUUACGAUUUAUUUAUAUAAACGUUAUUUGACGACAGUGUUUGUGAUUACCAAUUUGCAAUUGAAGAAUUUCAAGUUCAAGUGAUAUUCAAUUUCGGAAGAAUUUAAUUCUUGUUUUUGGACGGCUCGACUGUUGUUAAUCGGAAUGGCGUUUGAAGGAAGCAGGAUGAUGAAAGGGGAAGACUUUUCAGAAGAACAGUAUCUGCCUGUCAAUAAACGAUCUCGUUUGUCCUCCAAUUCAUCACCUUCACCUCUCAAUCAGUAGAGCUACAGGAAUAAUGAAUUUUCAAUCCCACCAUCACAGUACAAUCCACUUGGUGAGCCGAGUCCUUUAGGCCUGCAGCUAAGGAAGAGUCCUUCUCUGUUGGACUUGAUUCAGAUGAGGCUUUCCCAAGAAAGUACUAUUUCUCUUGCAAUGAGAGACCGUGAAAAUUUUUACUCUGGAGGAAAAAAAGAAAUAAAGGGGACUGCUUUAGGAGGCACAAAUGACAAGUUGAAAGCUUCAAAUUUUUCAGCUUCGCUAUUGAGGAUUGGUAGUUGGGAGUAUGUGUCAAGAUAUGAAGGUGAUUUGGUAGCGAAGUGGUACUUUGCUAAGCAUAAACUUGUCUGGGAAGUUCUUGAAGGUGGUCUCAAGAGUAAAAUAGAAAUUCAAUGGUCUGAUAUAAUGUCUGUGAAGGCAAACUUUCCUGAUAAUGGUCCUGCCUCUUUAACAGUUCUGUUGGCUCGCCAGCCUACUUUUUUCAGGGAGACCGACCCACAGCCAAAGAAACACACUCUUUGGCAGGCAACUUCUGACUUUACUCAUGGACAGGCUAGCAUAAAUAGGCAACAUUUUCUCCUGUGCCCUCCUGCCCUGUUAAACAAGCAUUAUGAAAAGCUGAUCCAGUGUGACGUGCGCCUUAAUAAUUUGAGCCGACAGACCAAAACAGUUAUGGAGUCACCAUAUUUCGACUCCCAACUUCCUGUUCUCAAAGAUCUAGAGCAAUCUAAAAACCAUGAAUUUAACCAACUGGCUGCUGCUAAAGGAUCUUCUUCAUCUGGCUUCCAAGAUGUAGUAUCUGCAGAUGCUUUACAAUCAUGUUCUGUGUCAACUGAAAAUGUCCCUAAAGAAGCUCUACCCCCCACCUUAGUGAUGGAUUUGCGUGCAACUGAAGGAAAUGGAAUUGCUGAAAGGUGUGAUUUUCAAGGACAAAAAAAUUGGGAACAAUUGAAUUCACCAGGUCUCCGUCCCGCAAUGUCAAUGGAUGAUCUUGUGAACCACAUUGGACAUUGUAUUUCAGAACAGCUGACUUCUGGAAGUUUACCUUCGGACGAGGCAUCAGAAUGCCAGGACAUGCUGGAAAACAUAGCACAGGAUUUGCUAAGCGACACUCAAUCUACAGCAGGUUUGGACGAGAAAUCGCUCAUGAAAAAGGUCAAUUCUCUCUGCUGCCUCCUGCAGGAUCCUGCUACAGCUUCCAGUGCAAAAAUUGAUGGAGAAAGUCAAUAUGCAGGCACUGAUUGUGGAAAGAAUUUUAAGUCUCCGCACAAGAAGGCCCAUAAUGGUAUUCUGGCUUUUGAGGAGGAUUUCAAGGAUGGAUCUGGUUUUAAGCAGGUACUUCCCAUGCCAAGAAUAGAUUCAUUUGGAGAUUUUCUGAUUAAUCUUCCACGAAUUGCUUCUCUUCCGAAGUUAUUGUUUGAUAUUGCAGAAGAUGAUGAAUGUCAAUCUAGGUAGUACCUUUUGCCUUAUGCAAUAUAUAUCAGUUAGUAUGUGGUGUUUGGUAUCUGAUGGAACCUUUGGCUGGUAUUUAAUUUGGGUAUUAUAUUUAUUGAUCAGCUCGAAAUGAUUUUAUCUAAAGCCUCUUCCAUGGUGUUUGAUCCAGAAAACUAUAAUGAACAAAAUUUUAGUUUUUU
Molecule: messenger RNA, 1955 nt
Organism: Olea europaea var. sylvestris
Lineage: Eukaryota; Viridiplantae; Streptophyta; Magnoliopsida; Lamiales; Oleaceae
Exons: 6
Coding region: 442-1776 (444 amino acids)
Source: RefSeq, a predicted model, not a curated record